AUGGAACCCAAAGAAAUGGAAUCCAAAGAAUUAGAUACCGAAACGGUCAAGCCUCUGCCCGAUAAUGCGGAUGAAGAGGUGGGUGAAGGGUGUUUGGAUAACACUGAGCUGAAGUCCGAGGGCGAAGAAAAUGAAAAUGUUGAGUAUAAUUAUGAAUCACAUCGAUCACCUUUUCCUGAGGUUAGAGCUGUUGUUCCCGAAACCGAUGACCCGAGUAUGCCAGUUAGCACUGUCCGAAUGUGGUUGCUAGGUGUGAUAUUCACAAUGCUUGGGUCUGGAAUCAAUCAAUUUUUCUCGUUGCGAUACCCCUCCGUUCAUAUCGUUGCUCUCGUCGCGGAGCUUCUGGCAUACCCACUUGGCGUCUUUCUUGCGAAGACUCUCCCGAUGAAAAAAGUCUCCCUUGGACCCCUGGGAAGCUUUAUGAUCAAUCCAGACAGACAAUUCAAUAUCAAGGAACAUGCUCUGAUUGUCGUAAUGAGUAACGUCUCCUUCGGCUACGCUACUGCCGACGCCACAAACAUCAUCCAAGCCUCUAGCAAAGCCUUUUACGAUUUCAAUCUCAAGCCUGGUUUCUACGUGAUGAUCGUUCUAUGUGCCCAGCUCUUAGGCUUUGGAGUUGCUGGUCUAGCCGCUCCAUGGCUAGUCGAGCCAGCGCGUAUUAUCUGGCCAGGAGUCUUAUCCAAUUGCGCCAUGCUGCAGACACUACAUUCUCGCGCGAACUCUAUGGCAAAUGGGUGGCGCAUCUCUCGUCUACGGUUUUUCCUAUACGUAACGGCCGGCGGAUUCCUCUGGUACUUCUUCCCGGGCUUUAUAUUCACAGCUCUCUCAUACUUCACCUGGGUUUGUUGGAUAGCACCCAAGAACGUCAUCGUCAACCAGCUUUUCGGUAUGCAGACAGGUGUUGGUCUCAGCCCGAUUACAUUCGACUGGAGUCAAAUAGCGUACAACACGAAUCCUCUACUAUCACCUUCGUGGGCAGCGCUCAACGUCUUCGCCGGGUUUGCAUUCUUCUAUUGGAUCAUCGUUCCAAUCCUCUACUACAAAAAUGUCUGGUUCACAGCAUACCUCCCACUAAUGACAGCCGAUGUCUACGACAGAACAGGCGCAGUCUACGAAACUGCCCGUGUCAUUGCAUCAGACCAUACACUCGACGUGGAAGCUUAUAAGAAGUAUUCCCCUCCAUAUCUGGGUAUGACAUUCGCAUUCGUCUACGGUCUCUCCUUCGCCUCAAUUACCUCCGUCCUAUCACAUAUUGGUAUCUGGCACGCGCGCGAUCUCUGGGCUGCCCUGAAAGGCCGAAUUCAACUUGAUAUUCACGCUCGCUUGAUCCGUGCUUCAUAUCGCCGGACCCCGUGGUACUGGUAUGCUUCAAUUAUCGUGAUAAUAAUGGCUAUGUCAAUCGCUAUGGUCGAAGUAUACAAUACCAAGCUGCCUGUCUACGGUGUCUUCCUUGGCCUAAUCCUUCCAGCCAUUUACAUGAUCCCGUGCGGUAUAGUGCAGGGUAUCACAAACGUGGACGCAAAUCAGCUUAACGUGCUUGCCGAGUUUCUGGGCGGAUACCUUUUCGAAGGGAGACCGCUAGCAAAUAUGAUAUUUAAGAUCUUGUCCACUGAUGUCGUCGGACAAGGCGUCUACUUCGCAAUGGACAUGAAACUUGCGCAUUAUCUUAAGGUGCCGCCGCGGACUACCUUCGUUGCUCAGGGAGUCGCGACUAUACUUGGUGCUCUUACUCAGGCUGGUGUUACGUUGUGGAUGUUAGGCAAUAUUGACGGAAUCUGUGAGACGGACCAGGCUGAUAAUUUUACCUGUCCUAAUGGGCGAACGGUAUAUUCUUCUUCUGUUAUCUGGGGACUUGUUGGGCCUCGACGUCUUUACUCCUCUGGGAAAAUAUACUCGUCACUGCUGCACUUUUUCUGGAUUGGACUGCUUAUGCCGUUUGUUACGUACUUUUUGUACAAAUGGACACGACAACGUUUCUGGAAACUUAUCAAUUGGCCGCUGAUUUUCGUGGGGACUUAUAAUGUGCCUCCGGCUACUGGAAUCAAUUAUUCGAGUUGGGCUUUGGUGAACUUCCUUUUUAACCAUGUUGUGCGCCGUCGUUGGUUUGCGUGGUGGACUAAGACUUUAGAUUACAUUUUGGCUGCUGCGCUCGACACUGGUCUUGCUCUGAGCGGCAUUGUUAUUUUCUUUUGCAUCUCAUACCCUGGUGCUACCUUCCCUGACUGGUGGGGUAAUAAUGUCUAUUUGAAUACUGCAGAUGGAGAGGGAGUAUCAUGGCUGAAGAUGCCGUCGGUUGGGUAUUUUGGACCAGCGAAUGGGACGUGGACUUGA
Penicillium angulare is the source of this 2331-nucleotide messenger RNA. RefSeq lists its product as uncharacterized. Gene Ontology annotation, molecular function: oligopeptide transmembrane transporter activity. The coding region runs from base 1 to 2331 and encodes 776 amino acids. NCBI's taxonomy places the organism in Eukaryota, Fungi, Ascomycota, Eurotiomycetes, Eurotiales, Aspergillaceae. The transcript has 3 exons. Gene Ontology annotation, biological process: transmembrane transport. The record is from RefSeq and is a predicted model, not a curated record.